UUACCAAGAGUCACUGGACGCGAUCAGUCAUGCUGACCUUUGCUUUUAUUUUGCUACUUUUUGGCACGAGCCAGGCCCGGGGAAAGUCCGACGAAAGUUACGAUUUCGUCAAACAGUCAACAAACUUUUCGCUCAACUUUUAUCGACAUUCGUUCAAUCCGGACGAGAAUGCGAUCCAGUCACCGGUGUCGGUUCAGGCCACACUUUCGCUCUUGUAUCACGUAGCUAGUAAUAGUACCGCUGCUGACAUGCAAGCGAUUCUCGGGUUGCCCGCUGCGAAGAAAAAACCUAUUCCGAGUCUGGUAGAGUUCCUCAACAGCACUGGUGGCAGUGACAGCGUCCUCAGGAUGGUCGCCAAAGUGUACCACAGCCCGGAAGACCUGAAUACAAAGUUUCUUCCGCUUUUGCAAGAUUCCUACAAGGUCGAGGUUGAAGAAGCAGAUUUUAAGCAGAAACAAAAGGUAGUGGAUUCGGUGAAUCGGUGGGUCAAUAGCUCUACCAAUGGAUUGAUCCCGGAUUUGAUCACGGCCAGCGAUUUGAAGGACAACGAUCGUUUGAUCCUGUUGAACGCGAUCACCUUGGACGCCAAGUGGGAACAUCCGUUUCCGAAGAGUUCUGCCAGGAAAACGUUCCAUUUUGUGGACGGCGAUCAUGACGUUGACAUCAUGUCCAUGGAUGAGGAGGUCUCGUGCGGUAACUUAGGUGAUUUAAACUUGCUGGAAUUACCGUAUGAAAGUGAGACGGAUUUGUCGAUGUUGUUUGUGAUGCCGAAGAACGGGUCGUUACAAGAUUUGGUCAACCAACUCACGUUGGAGUUCUACGAAAGGCUAAAUAGUGCACUUAAGCUUGAAUACGGAACGGUUGAGAUUCCCAAAUUUUCGAUCCAAUCCAAAGUCAAAGCCAAGGACGUGCUGCAAUCCAUGGGAUUGGGAUCGGCCUUCGAGGUGAAGGCAUUCAAAGUAUUCGCUCGGAAGCCAGCUCAGCUUUCCGAGUUGCGCCAGAAGGCAGUGAUUAAUGUGUUCGAAACUGGAACCACAGCAGCUGCCGUUACUGAAGGCCAGCUGGCAUUUCACACAAUUCCAUUGGAACUUUUCAUCGGAAAUCGUCCCUUCAUCUACUUGAUUCGCAGAACUUCAACGAAGGAGAUUUUCUUCAUCGGACAUUACUCUCACUAUAAGCAGUAAAUUAAUACCAACAAUUACUGAAUAAUAUUAAUCAACAUAUCCAAUAAACAAACUGGCAGCACUGCCAACCUCA
Molecule: messenger RNA, 1257 nt
Organism: Culex quinquefasciatus (southern house mosquito)
Lineage: Eukaryota; Metazoa; Arthropoda; Insecta; Diptera; Culicidae
Product: serpin-ZX
Exons: 3
Coding region: 30-1184 (384 amino acids)
Molecular function (GO): serine-type endopeptidase inhibitor activity
Source: RefSeq, a predicted model, not a curated record